GUGUUGUACCAAGCUUUAUGCCAAUAUUUAAACGAAUCAAUCAAGCAAGAGUGCCAAGAUAAAUCAAAGAAUGAGAUGAAAAUCAUCGAUGUCGGUGCAGGGACAGGACUGCUAGGGGUUCAACUUCAUGAGCUUGGCUACACUAGCCUUACGGCGAUAGAUAUUUCAGCUGAAAUGUUGAACGAAGCUAGGAAGAAAAAUGUCUACAAAAACUUCAUCUGCGCCUUUCUGAGUGACCAGCGGAUUCCUGAAAUAGGCACUGGCGAGUAUGACGCUCUUAUUUGUGCUGGUACAUUGGUUAAGGGACACGCUCGUUCCUCCGCGUUUGUAGAGAUGAUUAGAAUAGUUAGGAUUGGUAAGUCUUUUUGUCUAGUAAGUAGCAUAAAUUUCACCACGUACUACGCGACCUUCCUCAAAAUAGCGUCAAGCGCGAGGGUCGAGUAAGAGAAGGUUCGAGUAAUCGGAAGUCAACCGUAUAUCCAUGCCCAUUUUAUACCGCGAAAGACAUCAGUGUGUGAGUUAAAAUUUACGCCAAAGUUUUGGUAAGCUCAGGCUUAACACUAUUCAGAGCUUGCUUUUUAUCGCUUCCUGCGACCGGGGGGAGAGCUUAAACGCCCCCGGUCUGAAUAGGGUUGUUGGCUUAACAUAAGGGCAGCUACGCCCUUAACAUCAAUUCUUGUCACUUACGAUUCAUACUCUGGUUUCUUUUCUGCAGGUGGUCUUCUUUGUUUCAGUAUUCGAGACGAUCACCUGGGAGCCUACCAGGAAAAGAUGAUGGAACUCGAAAAAGAUAGACGAUGGGAAAACGUCAGCACAAAAAAGAUUCCUUUAUAUGACUGUGAUGACAUGCCGAAGGACAUCCUUGGUUUUGUUUAUAGAGUCUUAAAAAAUUAA
Messenger RNA from Porites lobata, 894 nucleotides. NCBI's taxonomy places the organism in Eukaryota, Metazoa, Cnidaria, Anthozoa, Scleractinia, Poritidae. The record is from the annotation of a GenBank genome assembly.